Messenger RNA from Salvia hispanica, 1538 nucleotides. RefSeq names its product putative serine/threonine-protein kinase PIX13. Gene Ontology annotation, biological process: protein phosphorylation. NCBI's taxonomy places the organism in Eukaryota, Viridiplantae, Streptophyta, Magnoliopsida, Lamiales, Lamiaceae. Gene Ontology annotation, molecular function: ATP binding; protein kinase activity. The record is from RefSeq and is a predicted model, not a curated record.
ACGACUCCGUCCAUUGUCGAUAACCAACAGGAAACUCGAUCUGUUUGUUACACAACAACCAAAUUAAGGCAAUUAGGCAACACCAUCAAGUCAUGCCAAAGGCCUAAUCCAUUCCUAAAGAAGACGCGUGGUAAUUUGAUCGUCAAAAUUUGCAUUUUCAUCAACGCCAGAGAUGGGAAUCUGCUGGAGCUCUAAAACCGUUGAUCAAAGCCCCCAAACCACCGGCCAGCUUAGUUCAGUGGCGAUAUCGCAGGGAACGACGACGACGUCGUCUAGCGGCAGCAGCGGGUUCUGGGCAGCGGGCGGGAGCCCGAGCCCGGGAGCGCAGAUGCUGCCGCACCCCUCUUUGAGGAUCUUCACGUUCUCGGAGCUUCGCGCGGCUACUAGAAACUUCCGAAACGAUACGGUCGUGGGAGAGGGUGGAUUUGGGAAAGUGUACAAAGGCUGGCUCGACUCCAAAAGCGGAUCAACCGUCGUUGCUGUUAAGAAGUUGAAUUCCGAAAGCCUCCAGGGGUUUCAAGAGUGGCAGUCGGAGGUGAAUUUUUUGGGGAAACUCUCUCAUCGUAAUCUGGUUAAACUGUUGGGCUACUGCUGGGAUGAUACAGAACUGCUGCUUGUGUAUGAAUUCAUGCAGAAAGGCAGCCUAGAAAACCAUCUUUUCGGAAGGGGUGCUGCUGUUCAGCCACUGCCGUGGGAUACGAGGCUCAAGAUAUUGAUCGGUGCAGCUCGUGGCCUUGCCUUUCUUCAUGCUUCUGAUAGAAAAGUCAUCUACAGAGACUUCAAGGCCUCCAACAUUUUACUCGAUUCGUCGUACCACGCUAAGUUAUCUGAUUUCGGGCUGGCAAAAUUGGGUCCAACAGCGAGCAAGUCCCAUGUGUCCACACAGGUUAUGGGGACAUAUGGCUAUGCUGCCCCGGAGUAUGUUGCCACAGGGCAUUUGUAUGUGAAGAGUGACGUCUAUGGAUUUGGUGUGGUCUUGGUAGAAAUGCUAACCGGGCUGCGUGCUCUCGACACAAAUCGCCCAGAAAAACAGCAUAAUCUGGUUGAUUGGAUAAAGCCGAGUUUACAAGACAGAAGGAAGUUGAAGGGUGUGAUGGAUUCACAUUUGGAAGGGAGAUAUCCUUCAAGAUCUGCAUUGCAAAUAGCUCACCUUGCUCUCAAUUGUAUUGAGAGUGAUCCCAAAAACAGACCCUCCAUGCAGGAAAUCGUUGAAACACUUGAAGAAAUUGAAACUGCUAAAGAGAGGCCUAGACAGCCUAGAGUGCAUUCUAGUUACCAGGCUUCUGAUAGGCGCAUGCCCCAGCAGUAUCGUUCCCAAAAUCACCCGAGGCAGGAGGUGAAUCGAGCCUAUCCACUCCCACCACGUGCCUAAUUACUCUGCGUAGUGAGAGUGCUCUUCGUUUGUGCUCUUUUUUACCUUCUUCUUUUAGCUUGCAAAGGGAAUGGUGUUGUAAAACUUAGGAGAGAGAAUGCCUUAUUUUUCGGACAUGUAUCGUGAUUAGUUUACAGACAAAGGAACACUUCAUUUUUUUGAAUCA